ACUUGUGCGCCAACAUGAAUGCAUCAACAAGUUUGAGGGUGCGCCUUCCAGCCUUCGUCUUCGUGAUGGAGGGGGUCAUGAUAGCACUCUAUGCUGUCUUUGUCACUUACGAUGACAAUGCCAAUGCCAAAAUGCAGACUAAUGAGACCAAUCCAAUGGACAACUCCUUGUAUCGUGACUACCCCUUCUUUGCAGAUGUGCAGAUGAUGAUCUUCAUAGGCUUUGGUUGCCUGCUGGCCUUCUUCCGCUUCUACGGCUUCAGUGGAAUGGUCUUCAACUUUCUCACGGCUACAUUUUCAAUCCAGUGGGCCAUCCUGAUGCAAGGUUACUUCCAGUUUUACCAUAAUGGUAAAAUUCACUUGGGCGUGGUCAACCUGGUGAACGCAGAGUUUGCCUGCGCUGUCGUGCUCAUCUCCUUCGGAGCUGUUAUAGGGAAGACCAGCCCAAUUCAACUUUUGGUCAUGUCUUUGCUGGAGAUCCCAAUAUUUUCUGUGACAGAGUGGGCCGUACUGAAAUACAUCAAGAUCAAUGAUGCAGGUGGAAGUAUUCUUAUCCAUCUAUUUGCUUGUUAUUUUGGUCUAGGGGUGACAUUUGUGCUGUACCGCCCAGGUCUGAAGGAAGGACAUGCUAGAGAGACCACUAGUUAUAACUCUGACAUCCUGUCUGUGAUGGGGACCCUUUUCCUCUGGGUGUUCUGGCCGUCAUUCAAUUCAGCUCUUACGCUGAAAGGUGACGACCAGCACAGAGCAGUACUCCACACCUUCAUAGGUCUAAGCUCAUCCACUAUCACUGCCUUUGCACUUUCUGCGUUAUUCAACAAACGAGGAAAGCUCACAAUGGCUGACAUUCAGAAUGUGACUCUGGCGGGUGGUGUGACUGUCGGGGCUACUGUGGACAUGAUGAUUUCCCCAGUAGCUGCAUAUGCGCUGGGCAUCAUGGGCUGCACUGCCUGUUUCUUUGGUUACAGGUACCUGACCCCUUUUCUGGCCCGACGCCUGAGAAUCCAGGACCAAUGUGGCAUUCACAAUCUCCAUGGACUCACUGGCCUGAUAUCAUCCACAGCAGGGAUCUGCGCCAUCCUCCUGGCCACCGAAGACACCUACGGACCGAGUAUGUAUCAAAUCUUUGCCCAUCGGGCUCCCCCCGAGGGAGACCCAAGGCUGGCUGAACUGCAGAUGCUGGUUCCCGGGCUGAAGCCGGGCCUCGGCCGCUCCGCGCAGGAACAAGCGCUCUGGCAGGUUGCAGCUAUUUUCUCCACCAUCGCAGCCUCUGCAGUUGGCGGGGUGCUCACCGGACUGGUCCUGAGGUUGUCCUUCUUGGCGUCACCAUCAGAUGAGGACUGCUUUGACGAUGAGCUUUUCUUUGACAUGCCCUCUGACUUUGACAGUGUAGAGCUGCUCAAGACCAAUCCAAGCGGUGAAGAAAAAAACAUGAACACAAAAGUCUGAGGUUUAAUUAAGUUUGCUUGCACUGACAACUGAUGUAAAUAUGAUUUUUACAGAGUGAAUUUAUUGUCAUAAGAAAAAUGUGUGGAUAUUUGUACUGUAAUGUUAGCAGUGGUGCAAAAAUAAAACUGAUCAUUCUCCCUAUUUAAAAAAAAAGGACAUAUGUAGUGUCAUCAUUAAAAUAAUUUGUUGGAGUUGUAUGUACACUGUCUAUGUCAAACAUGUGGCUGCUGUGUUGUGUUGUAGUAAAGCUGCAUAACAACAUUUAACAGCACACAAAAGGACACAAUAUAACUGUUUCAAAAGUGUAAUAUAUCAGUAUUUUAACAGAUCAAACAGAUUUAUC
Messenger RNA from Cololabis saira (Pacific saury), 1791 nucleotides. Its product is annotated as ammonium transporter Rh type B-like. The transcript has a single exon. Gene Ontology annotation, cellular component: plasma membrane. Gene Ontology annotation, biological process: ammonium transmembrane transport; ammonium homeostasis. The record is from RefSeq and is a predicted model, not a curated record. NCBI's taxonomy places the organism in Eukaryota, Metazoa, Chordata, Actinopteri, Beloniformes, Belonidae. Gene Ontology annotation, molecular function: ammonium channel activity. Bases 15 to 1448 code for a protein of 477 amino acids.